This is a messenger RNA of Penicillium alfredii, 987 nucleotides long. Its product is annotated as Rtr1/RPAP2 family protein phosphatase. The record is from RefSeq and is a predicted model, not a curated record. Bases 1 to 987 code for a protein of 328 amino acids. Gene Ontology annotation, molecular function: RNA polymerase II CTD heptapeptide repeat phosphatase activity; RNA polymerase core enzyme binding. The transcript has a single exon. NCBI's taxonomy places the organism in Eukaryota, Fungi, Ascomycota, Eurotiomycetes, Eurotiales, Aspergillaceae. Gene Ontology annotation, cellular component: cytoplasm; nucleus.
AUGACUACACCAUCAGGGCCACCAAAGCCCGCCCUCAAGACCUCCCUCCCCUCCGCCUUCGCUGCCACCAACGCCCAACAACCAAAACCAUCUUACCCAGAACUCUCUCAAGAACAGCAAGAAAAGUACCUGAGUGCCAGACCCGGGGCAACCCCACAUCAUUUGGGCGUCGCUCUACAACAUGCGCACCAGAUCCAGGCCCAGAAAGAUGCCGAGGAUCUCAUCCUUGACCAUAUCCUGAAUCUGCUAGAGAUUCCCUCCUCGCCCACCGCCGAUCCUGCAGCGCCCUCCACAGAAGACGCACAGGCAUUCAAGUCAGUGAUGGCACCAUUCCGACCCAGCGAUUACGAUAAUCUCAUUCUGGAGCGCAACUACAAUCAACAGUGUGGGUAUGUGCUCUGCCCUCACCAGCACCGCAAGGAAGACGCCGGGACGGGCUCGAGCUUCCACUUUAAAUGGGGUGCCAAAGGCAGUGGACCCGGUGGCCGGGGCCGCAGUAUGGAUAUUGUGUCGCGGGAUAAGAUCGAGAAAUGGUGCUCGGAUGAGUGUGCAGAGCGGGCUCUCUAUAUACGCGUGCAGCUGUCCGAGCAGCCGGUGUGGGAGAGACGGGCGGAUGACAUGCGGGGCAAGCAGAUUGUUUUGCUUGAGGAGGCUCGGGCUAAAAAGCAGGCCAAGUCUGCGGCGCCAACAUCCCACAGCCAGGCUAGAAAGGACGUGGCAGACAAAAUGCAAGAGUUGAAAAUUCAGGACCCGGAGCGCGCUCGGGAACUCGCGCUCGAGCGCGGCGACACCAGUGCGGCACUGCGGGAUGGGCGCGUUGAUUUCCAAAUCAGGGAAAAUCAGCAGGGCUCGCGGCGGCCCGUCACCACUCCGCAGCGGCGGCCAGAGGAUACCACCGGAGGCUCCAUUGAGGGGUAUGUUCCCAAGGAUCGGCGAGACCAGCGCACAGCCGACCAUGAAGACGAAGAUGUGCUUGACCAGAUCUGA